Molecule: messenger RNA, 688 nt
Organism: Cheilinus undulatus (humphead wrasse)
Lineage: Eukaryota; Metazoa; Chordata; Actinopteri; Labriformes; Labridae
Gene: rnaseh2c
Product: ribonuclease H2, subunit C
Exons: 5
Coding region: 84-497 (137 amino acids)
Biological process (GO): RNA catabolic process
Cellular component (GO): ribonuclease H2 complex
Source: RefSeq, a predicted model, not a curated record
CUUCGUCCAAUCACAUUUAGCGACUGGCGCUAACCGGAAGACUACAUUACAUUACAUUGAAGCUUUGGGAAGCUGCAGAGAGGAUGUCCUCUAACUCCAGUGUAACGCACGUGCAGAUUGUCUCAUCUGCGGGACAGGCCCCGCGGGUACCUGUCCAUCUGAUGCCCUGUGAGAUCGAACAUGAUGGGCCAGCCCAGGUCUCCCAAUAUUUCACUGCUACUACAAAAGACGGCAAACAAGAAAAGUCAGUGUCUUUUAGAGGGCGAGGGCUGAAGGGGCAGGAGCUCAGCUGUCCACAGGGAUACACUGGUUUAGUGCUGAAAGAGACCAACAAACCCGGCUCUGACCAAGAGGACAGGACAGUGAAAGUGGCCUUUGUGUUUGACAAACUGACCUACUGGAACCUGGAGACGCCUCCCAACCCUGAUGACACAGUGGUGAUGGCCAUGGAUUGGCCAGAGCUGGCUGAGGCAAUACACGGGCCAGUGGAGGACUGAAGAGACGUCCUGUCAAGAGGUGGCAGGUUGGUGUCACCAGUGCAUCCUAAGAAGAACAUGUACAGUUUCCUGCUUGCAGAAAUCUCAACCAAUUCUGUUACUGUUGCAGAAAAAUAAAUACCUAAUGCAAUGUUUAUAUUUUUGUAUGAAACACUUGUCUGUAGUAAAAAAUAAAAAAGGAACAUGUUGAA